Messenger RNA from Erythranthe guttata (spotted monkey flower), 1635 nucleotides. Its product is annotated as protein EMSY-LIKE 1. Lineage: Eukaryota; Viridiplantae; Streptophyta; Magnoliopsida; Lamiales; Phrymaceae. Gene Ontology annotation, cellular component: nucleus. The record is from RefSeq and is a predicted model, not a curated record. Gene Ontology annotation, biological process: defense response to fungus.
AUUUCUGUAAAUCUUCAUCUUCACAAACUCUCCCUGGAGAUUUUUAGCUACCGUUUCGUGGAAUUGGGAUAACGGAGGAGGAAUUGAAGAUAAUCUCAUAAGCAUUUUUGGAAUUCGCUACAGUUGGAUUGACGUCGUCGUUCUAUGGAAUAUGGAGACAGCAGCGGUACUGAUGAUGAUAAUCCCCAACCACUAUAUACUAGAGUAGGAGGUCGUGUGGCAGUUAACGGGAGACCAUAUCAAAGAAUGCAAAUUAACAUGGAGUCCGAAAUCCACAACUUGGAGCAGAUAGCAUACGGUGCAAUUCUACGAGCUUUCAAAGCACAAUCUGAUGCACUUACAUGGGAGAAAGAAGGUCUAAUUACAGAACUACGAAAGGAACUGAGGGUAUCAGAUGAUGAGCACAGGGAAUUACUUACUGAGGUUAAUGCUGAUGACCUCAUCCGCAGAAUCAGAGAGUGGAGAGAUGCAGGAGGGAACAGAAACAUAGCCCCCAAUGUUAACAAUCAGUUACAAAGUCCGACAGUUUCAGCAUCUCGCAAAAGGCAGAAGGCACCUCUAUCUGGAAAUCCAUUCGGCACACAAUCUCAGCCUUUACACCCUCAGUCAGUGGCUGGUACUACUCUGCCAUCUGCGAAAUGGCCACCUACUUCAGGGAUUGGUGGGCGAAGGCCUAAUGCUGGUCAGCCAGCAAAACCUGUGCAUUAUCAGAUUACCGAUCGUGUUUCUUCUGGGGCUCCAAUGGGUGACCCUUCUGAUAGCAUGCAGAACUCAUUAAUUGGUAGGAGAGUGAUGAUAAGAUGGCCUGCGGACAAUAACUUCUAUGAGGCGGUCAUAACUGAAUACAAUCCUGUAGACGGCCGCCAUUCUAUGGUUUAUGAUAGCAAUACGCCUAAUGAGACCUUGGAAUGGGUCAACAUCAAAGAGGUUCCCCCAGAGGAUAUCAGGUGGGUGGGUGAUGGUCCUGUAAUAUCUCGAAUGGAUGAUACAAGUGCACCUAACUCUGGAAGAGGGAGAACAUCAUCAAUGAAUCAAUUUGCUAAUGAGAGACCUUCACGAAAUGGGGUUAUGAAAGAUGAUUCCGAGGAAAUAGAAAUACUACAUACCGAGACAUUGAUUAAGAAGGUGGAGAAGGUGCUUGAUGCAACCCAUCCCAAUGUAGCAGAGCUGGAGAAUGCCAAGAAAAUGCUUAAGGAACAUGAGCAAACAUUGAUUGAAGUGAUUCAGAGACUUGUGGAUGCAUGUGAUAGUGAUGAGGAGCAUCCAUCAACGCGUGAACAUUUGGGGGGCCCACAACGUAAUGUUAGCCAUGAGCAUGAAGAUGUGGGAAGGUCCAACAGUUACGAAUUGGCAAGAGGUUGAGAGAGUUGCAGAUUUCCAGCAAGACCUUCUUUUCUAAAUAUCUGUGAUUGAUGUUAUUCUAUCGGGAUUUAGAUUUCUAGGGUAUCCGAGCUAUUAUCAUCUCUUUCUUUUUGUCCGUAUAAAAUGCAGACUCCAGUAGUGCUUUAACUCAGUUGUAAAAGAUUAGACUUUUCUUGUAUAUUUCACAUAUGUGAGUUAUGCAGACUCCUGUAGUGCUUUAACUCAGUUGUAAAGGAUUAGACUUCUCUUGUAUAUCUCACAUGUGUGCACAAA